Molecule: messenger RNA, 3154 nt
Organism: Prunus dulcis (almond)
Lineage: Eukaryota; Viridiplantae; Streptophyta; Magnoliopsida; Rosales; Rosaceae
Exons: 4
Coding region: 558-2909 (783 amino acids)
Molecular function (GO): zinc ion binding
Source: RefSeq, a predicted model, not a curated record
UCCUGUUGAGCUUUCAUUCUUCUGGACAUUGGUAUUGGUGUUGGGUAUUGCAGAAUUAUGGAUCUGCACUGCAUAUACAAGUGAAGUGACCUUUAGAAGAAGCUUUCUGAGAGAGAGAGAGAGAGAGAGAGAGAAGGGAAGACGAGUAAGACACAGUCCCGGUAGAUUAAACCAGUUGGAAGAGAGAAGAGAAGCUGAGGGAGAAAUGUCAGAAAUGAAGUGAACGUGUAGAGCAAAAGAAAACAAACAGAUUGUCCACUCAAAACGGGUCAAGAAGUUGAAAACGGGGGAUCUAUCACAUAUUUUAAGCCGUUAGAUCUGGCCAAGCAUAAUCCUACGGUUGUAAAUGAAUAGUUGCUCUCAGGUCCUCAGGUGCAUCGGUGCCUUGGUUUUUCCACCUUUCUCUCAGAACGGUUACAACAGGUUACAAAACAAGAAGGGUUGAAAAAAGAUAUGGCAAAUUGGGCCAAAUUUAGACUUAUUUCUUAUAAGGAAUUCUAGUUAUGGACAAGUGAAGAAGCUUUCUGAAGACAUCUCUUACCCCCUACAUUACAAAAAUGAUGCAGGAAUUGUCAACCAUUGAUGAUCUACCUGCAAGUAAUGUGGAACUUGAACCAGAAAGGAUAGAAGAUGGGAAAGAUGGAGGUCCUGCAUUCCAUUGUGAUCUUUACGAUACAGAAUUAGUUCACAAGAUAGCUCAAGUUUUCAUCCCUGGAUUAGCUACAGCUUGUGUUGACAAUACAUCUGGUGAUAUCUUCUGGACCCCUGCUUCAGUGGCUGCUGAUGUGAGAAAGGAGAUGGUGGAGUAUAUCACUCAGAGAAGUGAAAAUUUUGUUGCUGAAUCAGUUAUCUUAGAAGAUGGCGCAGAUGCACAAGUAUCUGAUCAUCCUUAUGAUAUCAUUUCUGAUUUUGUUGAUGACUUUGCAAGUUCCAAGAGAAAUUUGUUUAGUCGGGUUUCAGGAUGGUUGCUAAGUGAAAAAAGAGAAGAUAAGAUAGAUGAUUUCGUGCAAGAGAUGGAAAUAAAUGGGUUUUGGUUGCUUGAUAGAAGAGAAACAAUAGCUCAGUCUUUGCUUAAGAAUGUGGACUUUAAGAAUGAACACCACUGCAAUAUGAAAUUUAACUCUCCAGUGGAGCUUGCAGAGCAUAUUUCAAACUGCAGUUUUAGGUCUAUGACUUGCACAAAUCAAGGGUGUAGUACCGUAUUUUGUGCAAGUCACAAGGAGAAACAUGACUCAAUUUGCCCCGUCAAGAUUAUUCCAUGUGAACAAAACUGCUCCAAUACCAUCAUGAGACGCGACAUGGACAGACAUUGUAUUACUGUCUGUCCAAUGAAGCUCGUUAGUUGUCCUUUCUAUGCAGUGGGUUGUCAAUCUCCUAUUCCGCACUGUAAAGUUGAGCAACAUAAUUCGGAUGAUCUCCAUUCUCACUUGCUUUUUGUUCUUCAAAGUAUUCACAAGGAAGCAUCGGCAGAGGAUCUGGAAAAACAGCUGGAGCGACUAAAAAAAGCAUCAUCAUCCAGUCAAUUAGCAGAUGCUCGAGAUGUGAGAUCAUUAACUUAUGCAGUCAAGGAAAUUGAAGCCAAACUCGGGCCAAUGGAAGUGAGCAGCAAGCAGCCAGAGGAUUUUGAAACAAAAUUAGGGCCUAAGGAAGUGAGCAACAAAACCCAUGAGGAUGUUGAAGCAAAAAUUGGGCCAAUGGAAGUGAGCAGCAGCAAGCACCCAGAGGAUCUUGGAGCAAAACUAGGACCAAUGGAAGUGAGCAGCAAGCACCCAGAGGAUCUUGAAGCAGAACUAGAGUCGAUAGAUUUGAGCAGCAAACCUCCAGAGGAUCUUGAAGAAAAAUUAGGGCCUAAGGAAGUGAGCAACAAAACCCCCGAGGAUGUUGAAGAAAAACUAGGGAGAAAAGAAGUGAGCAGCAAACCCCAGGAGGAUCUUGUAGGAAAACUUGAGCCUAAUGAAGUGAGCGGAAAAUCCCCAGAAGAUCAUGAAGUAGAACUAAGGCCAAAGGAAGUGAGCAGCAAACCCCCUGAAGAUCUUGAAGCAAAACUUGGACCAAAGGAAGUGAAUAGCAAACCACUUGAGGAUGUUGAAACAAAACUAGUGCCAAAAGAAGUAAGCAGCAACAAAUCCACAGAGGAUCUUGAAAUAAAUCUAGGGCCAAGGGAAGCAAGCAGCAAACGCUCAGAGGAUCUUCAAGCAAAACUUGGCCCAAGGGAAGUGAGCAGCAAGUCCCCAGAGGAUCUUGAAGCAAAACUUAGGCCAAAGGAAGUGAGCAGCAAAUCCCCAGAGGAUGUUGAAACAAAACCAGGGCCAAAGGAAGUAGGCAGCAAACCCAUAGAGGGUCUUGAAACAAAAGUAGUGCCAGACAAAACGAGCAGCAAACUCUCAGAGGAUCUUGAAGCAAAACUUGGGCCAAAGGAAGUGAGCAGCAAAUCCCCAGAGGAUGUUGAAACAAAACUAGGGCCAAAAGAAGUAGGCAGCAAACCCCUAGAAGGGCUUGAAACAAAAGUAGGGCCAGACGAAACGAGCAGCAAACUCUCAGAGGAUCUUGAAGCAAAAUUUGGGCCAAAUGAAGUGAGCGGCAAACCUGCAGAAGAUCUUGAAGCAAAACUAGGGCCAAAGGAAGUGAAUAGCGAAACCCCUAUGGAUCUUGAUGCUAAACUAGGGCCAAAGGAAGUUAGCAGCAAGCCCCAACAGGAUGUUGAAGCAAAAAUAGGGCCAAAUGAAGUGAUCAGCAAACACUCGAAGGAUUUUGAAGCAAAACUAGGGCCAAUGGAAGUCAGCAGCAAAGACUCAAAGGAUCUUGAAACAGAACUGACGCCAACGGAAGUGAGCAGCAAACUGAAUGAUAGUAAAGAGAGGAGGGAAACCUCGAUUUCGAAAAAUGUAUUGGGGGAAGUUGAAACAUAAACUCAAACCUGUCAAGUAUCCAGUUUUAUUAGACCUUAUUCACAAAUUAAAGAGUUCUUGCCUUACCAGAAACUCACAGCAUCUGUAACUGUUCUCCACUGCUAAUCAGGCAGUGUGAUUUUUAUAUACUCUUAGAUCAGUUUAUUUUGUGCCCUGUUCUUUAUUCCUUGUUCGCAAUCACUCUUUGUAAGCAAUAUAACGUUGUGAUAAAAAUUAUUUACUGCGGAAAUAUUUGUCUAGUGACA